UCAUAUGAAAUCCACAGCAUAGACGUAUAACACUUUAGCUUAUAGCAGCAAAAAUGAGGUUUUUGGCUCUGGUGAUUGUGGUCAUUUCGGCCUCUGCAUUGAGGGCCUCGGCUGAUAUCGGUUCGCUCAUCAGCCAAGAGAUGUUCAAUGAUAUGUUAAAGCAUCGCAAUGAUGCAAACUGCCCCGGCAACGGUUUCUAUACAUACGAUGCUUUCGUCGCCGCUGCCAACUCCUUCGGCGCUUUCGGGACUACCGGCGAUGUUGAUACGCAGAAAAGAGAAAUCGCUGCCUUCUUGGCUCAAACUUCCCAUGAAACUACAGGUGGGUGGCCAACUGCACCUGACGGUCCUUACGCAUGGGGAUAUUGCUACGUUCAGGAACAGGGAAACCCUGAUGAUUACUGUGUUCAAAAUCAACAAUGGCCUUGUGCCCCUGGUAAAAAAUAUUAUGGCCGUGGUCCUAUCCAAAUCUCAUACAACUACAACUACGGUCCAGCAGGACAGGCAAUAAACGCUGAUCUUCUUAAUGACCCCGAUUUGGUAGCCAAGGACCCGACCAUUUCUUUCAAGACCGGUCUUUGGUUCUGGAUGACACCACAGUCGCCAAAACCUUCAUGUCACGAUGUCAUCACCGGCCAGUGGAAGCCGUCUGCAGAUGACACGGCUGCCGGUCGGGUCCCGGGAUAUGGGGUCAUCACCAACAUCAUCAAUGGUGGCAUCGAAUGUGGCAAAGGAUCCAACCCUCAAGUAGAGGACCGAAUCGGGUUUUACAAGAGGUACUGUGACAUACUUCAAGUGAGCUACGGCGACAAUCUUGACUGCAACAACCAGAGGCCGUUUGCCUAAUUAUGCACUUCAA
Messenger RNA from Hibiscus syriacus, 858 nucleotides. RefSeq names its product basic endochitinase-like. Bases 54 to 845 code for a protein of 263 amino acids. The transcript has 2 exons. Gene Ontology annotation, molecular function: chitinase activity. NCBI's taxonomy places the organism in Eukaryota, Viridiplantae, Streptophyta, Magnoliopsida, Malvales, Malvaceae. Gene Ontology annotation, biological process: cell wall macromolecule catabolic process; chitin catabolic process; carbohydrate metabolic process. The record is from RefSeq and is a predicted model, not a curated record.